Messenger RNA from Closterium sp. Naga37s-1, 2130 nucleotides. The record is from the annotation of a GenBank genome assembly. Lineage: Eukaryota; Viridiplantae; Streptophyta; Zygnematophyceae; Desmidiales; Closteriaceae.
AUGACCGCGUCAACGACGUUCCAAGACCGCCCGCUGCUGCAAGCAGCGGCGCUCCUCACGUUGCUCCUCUCCAUCCGCAUCGUGCACUGCAUGCAUCCCGACGCGAUGGCUCUCCUCACCUUCAAAAGCAUGAUAGGAGCAUCUUUCCUAACGUCCUGGGAUCCCGACAUUGACGUCUGCACCUCGUGGCAGGGCAUCAGUUGCGACGAAAGCUCCCGCGCGUCGUGGCUCACGCUGUCCCCGUGCUCGUGGCCGCCAACGCCCAAGAUCGAGGGCUCCUUGGAUGCCGCCUCGAGCCUCGGGGACAUCAGCGAACUCGUGGCUAUCGACCUAUCCUGCAACGAGUUCACCGGCAGUUUCCCCUCGGUGAUCACCAAGCUUACAAAGCUCUCGAUGCUGCGCCUCCGCAACAACAACCACUUCGAGGGGACUAUUCCCGAGACGUUCCUCACCAUGCCGAAGCUCGAGACGCUCGACCUUUCCAGCACGAACAUCAAAGGGAGCCUGCCCACCAAGGUGGGGUCGUUCUCGUCGCCGCUCAAGAACCUCGACCUAUCGUACAACGACUUGACAGGCGACAUUCCCGAGGAGAUGAGCACGCUUUCGGGCCUCCGGUACCUCAACCUGCGCGCGAAUCGCCUUGAAAGUUCCGGAACGCCAAACGCGCUUUUGUCCAUGACCCGCCUCACCUCCCUCGACAUUUCCGAUAAUCUUUUCUCUGGCGAAUUAUUGUCGGGACUCGGGCUUAAGCUGCCCAGCAUUAUGCACCUGGCGGCCGGCACCAACCAGCUGACCGGCAGCAUUCCGGACUCCUUGACGUUGCUCACGGCGCUCACGUUCCUGGACCUCGGCUACAACGAGCUCUCCGCCUCCCUCCCGUCCUCGCUACUGAGUCUUCCGCGUCUCGCCGAAGCGCGCCUGCGCCACAACUCCCUGGCGGGGAGCUUCCCCACGGGCACGGCGGCCUCGACGAAGCUGACCUUCCUGGAUAUUUCCUGGAACGAACUGCGUGGCUCGCUGCCGACGCUCAUAGCCAGCAGCACGAAACUAUCGUUCCUCGAUCUGAGCCACAACCAAUUCACUGGGGCCAUCCGUCCCGAGUGGAGCUCGCUCGUCAGUCUCCGCCACAUCAACCUGGGCUUUAACGACCUGACCGGAUUGAUCCCCACCGCCUUCCAGGCGCUCACGAACCUCGAUGCGUUCUACGCGCCGCACAACCGCCUGUCCGGACCGGCUCUUGGCGCGUUCGCCGCGCGCGGCGACCGCGACACGCGCUUCUUCCUGGACCUGAGCUACAACCGCUUGAGCACCGACAACCUGCGGCCGUUCGCCACGCUGUUCAACUUCAUGGACGUCAACUUGUCUCACAACGACCUGCGAGGUUCCAUUCCGUCGCGUAUGUUCGAGGACGUGUCCAUGUACAUGUUGGACAUGAGCUACAAUAACCUGAAAGGAGGCUUGGAUGAAUUCAUGGCGCUCUCCAACCUCCUCACCUUGAACCUCGCCAAGAACCGUCUGUCGGGGACGAUUCCCGCAAAGAUAAGCGACCUGGCGCAGCUGCAGCGGCUGGUGUUGGCGCGUAACGCGCUGUCCGGGAGUGUUCCCGAGGCGGUGACGGCGAUCAACGGACUGUUGAAGCUGGACCUGAGCAGCAACAGGUUGACGGGCAAGCUCCCAAGCAUCAACAACUGUCCCAAGGAGCUGCUCCUGGCGAACAACGGAUUCACCGCCGAUCUUCCCAGCAUGGACUCGUGCGCAGGCGUGGUGGAGCGCAUGGACCUGUCGUACAACCAGCUGUCGGGCGCCAUCCCCACCGUCAUUGCGGAAUUCUCGUUCCUCACCCACCUCUCUCUCUCGCACAACGCCCUGAACGACACCAUUCCCGAGGGAAUCGCGGAUCUGCGCAGCCUGCGCGUGCUGGACCUCUCGUGGAACAAGUUGCAAGGGUCCAUUCCCGCCGCGCUUGGGCUGUCAGAAGCUCUUCAAGAGGUGUACCUUGCGGGGAAUCAGCUGGAUGGGACCAUUCCCGACACCAUGGCGACUUACCCUGACUCGUCUUUCCUGCCUGGGAAUGAAUUGCUGUGUGGCGAACCUGUGAAGCAGUGCGAGGAUGCACUCAUGGUGAAGUAG